AGAUCCAUUGUUUUUCAGAGUAGCGCCCCCACCCAAACAGACAAGAUAAAUAUGACUGUUGUGUAAGUGGACAUAAGUCAGAGUCACGUGACUGAUAACAGGUGUGAGAGAUAAACGCUUAAUACCUGAGCUCGAGGAGAAAUUUUGCCACGCCACGACAGGAGCGACAUUUUGAGCAGACAGGCGUAUUUUUGAGCAUUUUGCGCCACCUUGUGAGUGAACCGUUCUCUCAGCAGAGCUUCCAGCCAAAGAUGGUGUCGUUAAUGUGCACUCUUCAGCAGCACACCGACGAGGUGAGCUGUUGUGCCUUCUCCCACUCCCUGCUGGCCACCUCCUCCGGCGAUAAAACCCUCCGUGUGUACAAAACGCCGGGCUUCUCGGAGCUCCCCUUCUCGCCUCUCUCGGGUCAUGACUACGGGGUUCACUGCUGCUGUUUCAGCUCGUGCGGAAGUUUCCUGCUCAGCUGCUCCACAGACGGCUCCGUUAUCGUGAGGAGCUCGGAGACAGGUGAGGUGACAGCGGUGCUGCGACACCCGGGCCGAAGUCCGCUCCGAGUGUGCGCAAUGGCCCCGGACUCCUCCCACCUGCUGGCAGGGGCCUGUGACGGCACUGUGGCCCUGUGGGAUUUCUCCUCUAAAGCACUGAGCAGAUGCAGUGCUGCUAGUGAAGCCAGUGUUGUGGCCUGCUGCUUCUCUCCCUGUGGUCAGAUGUUUGUGACAGGCUGCACCAACGGUGACCUCAGACUCUGGGACGUGAUGGACAUGAACCUGCUGCACGCUGAGAAGGAUGCCCACGACCUGGGAGUCACCUGCUGCAGCUCUGCAGCACAACUCAACGUCGAUGGCUGCUGUGUGGAGUUUCGACUGGCCUCCUGUGGGCAGGAUAGCCAGCUGAAAAUAUGGAUCGUUUCUCAGCGAGGAGCCGCCUGUGCCAUGAAGCUGCUUCACACUCUCACCAGCCAGUCAGCGCCGGUUCUGUCUUGUGCCUUUUCUCUUGAUGGAGAGAUGGUCGUCUCUGGCUCAGUGGAUAAAAGUGUUGCUGUAUAUGAUGCAAACCUGGGAACUCUGCUCCACACUCUGAAACAGCACGACAGGUACGUGACGGCUGUUGCUCUGUCUCCUACCAUGCCGUGGAUUGCAACCGGCUCCAUGGACAGAAGCGUAAACGUGUGGAGAAUAGGAGAUGAAGCCAUCGAGACUGAAGCUGAAUCACAGCAGACUGUGUGCCAAGGAAGGAAGUUGCCGGGUCACUCCAGGCUGCUGCUCGCUGAUUGGUCGGAGGAGGAUGUGCAGACUUGGCUGUGCGAGGAAGGGCUAAAGGAGCUCAACAGCAUCUUUAAAGUCAACAACAUUGACGGAGCAGAGCUCAACAAGCUGAACAAGGAGACCGCUGCAGAGCUGGGAAUCGAGUCUGUGGGUCUUCGCGGUCGUCUCCUCAGGAAGAUUGAAGCCCUGAAGGCAGAGCAGAACGGGUCAGAGGCCCCAGAUGAGUUUCUGUGUCCAAUCACCAGAGAGUUGAUGAAGGAUCCGGUCAUUGCUGCAGAUGGGUAUUCCUAUGAGAGAGAGUCGAUUGAAAGCUGGAUCAGGGGCAAGAAUAAAACCAGCCCCAUGACGAACCUGCCCCUGCAGACCUCGAUGCUCACCCCCAACAGAUCUCUGAAGAUGGCAAUCACACGAUGGAAGUCGAGCCAGUAGACAGCAGCUUAAUUUAGAAGAAUCAACCUCAACGGGCUGAAAUGACAGGUACGGUGAACCACCGCUGGGAUUUUCAAAGUAAAAGCCUGAUCAGGUUGUUUCUGUGGCGAGACGACCCUCGUUAUCAAAAGUACUUUUAUUCUGAAAUGUUUCUGGGAUAGUUCCUCAGUUGUUGCAGUAACAUGCAAAGU
Cheilinus undulatus (humphead wrasse) is the source of this 1885-nucleotide messenger RNA. RefSeq names its product WD repeat, SAM and U-box domain-containing protein 1-like. The transcript is spliced from 13 exons. NCBI's taxonomy places the organism in Eukaryota, Metazoa, Chordata, Actinopteri, Labriformes, Labridae. Bases 252 to 1694 code for a protein of 480 amino acids. Gene Ontology annotation, biological process: protein ubiquitination. The record is from RefSeq and is a predicted model, not a curated record. Gene Ontology annotation, molecular function: protein binding; ubiquitin-protein transferase activity.